Messenger RNA from Drosophila rhopaloa, 372 nucleotides. Its product is annotated as holotricin-3-like. The transcript has a single exon. Bases 1 to 372 code for a protein of 123 amino acids. The record is from RefSeq and is a predicted model, not a curated record. NCBI's taxonomy places the organism in Eukaryota, Metazoa, Arthropoda, Insecta, Diptera, Drosophilidae.
AUGUCCCGAUUGUGGAUCUUGUUGUGCGUAAUUCUUUUGGUCUCCCAGUGGCCCAUGUUGGAGGCCAGAGGAGGAGGCGGUGGAGGAGGACGUGGAGGCGGAUUCGGAGGAGGACGUGGAGGAUUCGGCGGAAGAGGUCCAGGAUUCGGUGGACCAGGCCGAGGAGGAGGCUUUAGGGGAGGACCCCCCGGCGGUUUUCGUGGUGGGCGCCCAUAUGGAUACGGAUAUGGUAGAUAUGGCGGAUACGCUGGAUAUGGCGGAUACGCGGGAUAUGUCGGAUACGGAGGUGUUGUUCCCGUGCCUGUUCCUUAUCCGGCGACCUAUAACCGUUGCUACUACGAUAAUUACUACUACAAUUACUACUACUGCUGA